Molecule: messenger RNA, 4194 nt
Organism: Candoia aspera
Lineage: Eukaryota; Metazoa; Chordata; Lepidosauria; Squamata; Candoiidae
Gene: TFDP1
Product: transcription factor Dp-1
Exons: 12
Coding region: 167-1252 (361 amino acids)
Biological process (GO): regulation of cell cycle; regulation of transcription by RNA polymerase II
Cellular component (GO): nucleus; transcription regulator complex
Molecular function (GO): DNA-binding transcription factor activity, RNA polymerase II-specific; RNA polymerase II transcription regulatory region sequence-specific DNA binding
Source: RefSeq, a predicted model, not a curated record
CUCCUGCGAGAGCGGCGGCGGCGCUGUGGGUGGGGGAAUUGCUCGGGAGUGCGUGGUGGGGGAUGGAGUUGGCUCUCGGCUUCUCCUCGCCCGCGCUUCAGAAUAUAGUACAACUGUUCCUCCUGUGGUGAUCAGAAGUAAACAUUUUGUUUUUGGACUUGGUAACAUGGCAAAAGAUGCGGGUCUCAUUGAAGCUAAUGGAGAGUUAAAGGUUUUUAUAGAUCAAAAUCUUAGUCCGGGAAAAGGUGUUGUUUCAUUAGUAGCUGUUCAUCCUUCAACACUUGGAAAACAGCUUUUGCCGAAAACAUUUGGACCGUCUAAUGUCAAUAUUGCACAACAAGUGGUUAUUGGUACACCUCAGAGACCAUCAGCCCCAAAUACUAUUUUAGUAGGAAGUCCACACACUCCCAAUACUCAUUUUGUAUCACAGAAUCAGACUGCAGAUUCUUCACCUUGGUCUGCUGGGAAACGAAACAAAAAGGGAGAGAAGAAUGGCAAGGGUUUACGACACUUCUCUAUGAAGGUUUGUGAGAAGGUUCAGAGGAAAGGAACUACCUCUUACAAUGAGGUAGCAGAUGAGUUAGUUGCAGAGUUCAGUACUGCAGAUGCUCAUAUCUCACCAAAUGAAUCGCAGGCUUAUGAUCAGAAAAAUAUAAGGCGACGGGUCUAUGAUGCCUUAAAUGUUCUUAUGGCCAUGAACAUUAUUUCUAAGGAGAAAAAAGAAAUCAAAUGGAUUGGCCUACCUACUAAUUCAGCUCAGGAAUGCCAGAAUUUAGAGGUGGAGAGGCAGAGAAGACUUGAAAGAAUAAAGCAAAAACAGUCACAACUACAAGAAUUAAUUCUUCAGCAAAUUGCCUUCAAAAAUCUUGUUCAGCGAAAUCGGCAUGCAGAACAGCAAGCAAAUAGACCACCAGCUUCUAAUUCCGUCAUUCACUUGCCAUUUAUCAUAGUGAACACCAGCAAGAAAACUGUAAUUGAUUGCAGUAUUUCUAAUGACAAGUUUGAGUAUCUAUUUAAUUUUGAUAAUGCAUUUGAAAUACAUGAUGAUAUUGAAGUAUUGAAGCGCAUGGGAAUGGCAUUUGGGCUGGAAUCUGGAAGUUGCUCAGCAGAAGAUCUAAAAAACGCAAGGAGCUUGGUUCCCAAAGCUCUUGAACCAUAUGUGACAGAAAUGGCUCAGGGAUCAAUCAGCAAUGUGUAUGUCUCAUCCUCAUCAGGUUCAGCUUCAAAUGGGACAAGAUUUUCCAACAGUUAAGUAUGCCAUAGGGGAGGCAGAGUACCUGUUGGAUUCACCGGCAAUAAAGGUUGAGUACCUGGCUAAAUCCAGUUGGCGCUCUGUGUCUGCUGCGUGCUGUUUAAUGAGUGCUUUGGCCUGAUCUUAUCCCAUGCCGAGUAGAAGACCUGGAGAGAAGCCCAGGGAUGAGAUUUUAGUUGCUACUGCCUGUUUCCACGUGGACUGGAAUUAAUCCCUCAUAGUUAAUGGGGCAAGGCCAAGGGGAAGAAGGGAUAAUCUGAGCCAAUAGUUGAGUAUGACCACCCACACCCUAGUCUCCACUUUCAUGAGGCAUGUCUCUAGUCUCAGGGUGACAUUAGAGACACAUUUUGGGACUUGAAGGGCCAAUCUUAGAAAUUUGAAUUGCACAAGUUCCAAUGCUGUAAAAUUGGAGAAUGGGCCAAGCUGGGCACCAUACAGGAGUUGUGCUAUUGGCUUGCCCAAUUUGAGUGCUGCAGGUGGCCACCUCUUGACCUGAGGAAUUUAAGAAUGGCAGAUGAGUUCCUUUGUGCAAUUUCAGCAACGUGGUCCCCAUGGGCUUUCCUACUGCUGGCAGAAUGAAGGACUACUCCCAAGUGUUUGAAACAUGAGACCUGCUCAAUCUUGUAGCCAUCUAUGCUCCAGGAGUGGCUCUUGGGCCUUUUGGCAAGUGCCAUGACUUUAAUUUUCUGAUAAUUGAGUAAUAGCAGGUCUUCCUUGCAGUGCUGUGUUAGUGCUCUCUGUGUUCUUUUAAGGCCAAUAGGUGUCCUUGAAAGUGUUGCUGCAUCGUCUGCAUACAGUGGAACAGAGAUGUGUCUUCCAGCAAGUUUUGGGGAGUGAAAGUUUGUGUUGUGAAGACGGUCCACCGUGGAGUUGAUACAGAAAUUGAAUAGGAGAGGGGCCGGUGUGCAACCUUUCUUGACACCUUUCUCAGUUCCAAUGGCCCUGGGGGUUACAUCUUACUUUGAGUGAGGUCCCUUCCUGAAGCGUACAUGUUAAGUAAAGUAAAUGUUGGUCUGUUGAGGAGGCCUCCAGUUUUUCUCAUAGUUUAGUUUGGGAUAUGGAAUCGAAAGCUGCUUUGAAGAUAGCAUAAAGGGAGGAUAUGUUAUGGGAGGAAAUUUUGCUACUGAAUUUCUACGGUGCUAUUUGGAGGUUCCUCUGAGGGCCUCCAAAGGGGCUGGGAACCAGACGAAGGCCAGGUUGCCUACUCCUUCCUUAGAGCUUCAGAACUGGAAAAAACAUCAAAGAACUUCAAACACGUGUGUAAAAUGAUGCAAAGAAAACAAGUACCCAAUUCCUAGGGCUGCCAUAUCUAGGUUGCAAAAAUCUUCACCACUUUGAGAUGGCAGCAAAGAGACAUAAAAUACUUUAACUCUUGGCUCUUUCUAGUUGUCAUAUGGAUUUUGGCAGCCUUAAUCUUACAGGGAGGCCUACCAGUUAUGAAUCCCAUUAGCAACCUUGCAUGAUUCUUUAGUGUUGUUUACAUGCUGUACAAUGGGUGAAUAUGAUACAAGGGUGGGAAACCUUUGAAUGAUGGAAAGCCACACUUAGGGGUGUUUUGUUUUUUUGUUUUUGGUAUCCAAGGAUCAUAGUGGGCGAAGUCAUGAUGCAGAAUGAGUGGGGUUUUUUCCCUUUUUCCUUUUGUCUUUGCAUUUUGGAAGGAGUUAAGAGAUUUUCUUUGAUUUUAAAAUGUUGUGACUAUUUUAGGGCUUAUGCUACAUUUUCUUAAUUCACAGGAAGAAAGCAUGCCACACCAGCAAAAAUUGCCUGAAUUGGUUGUGCAAGUCACAAAAAAGGGUUUGGGAGUUGUAUUUUAUAGGGGUUUGGAGUUUGAUAGUUUAUUGAUUGAUUAGUCUUAUGACCAUAUUAAAAAAAAAAGUAGAAUAAUAAAAUAGAAUAAUAAAAUACAUAUGUGCUAACUACAAAGAAUCAGUGUAUCAAUACAUCACCUUUACACGAUCAAUCUGUUCAGUAUAAUGGAUUCUUAGCUGAGCUGCCUUGUCUAUAAACUGCUCAGGAAGAAAUAGGACAAUCUGCGAUUCAGGUCCCAGUGGGCUGUUCUUUCAGGUAGGGAUUUUAUAUAUCUACAGUUGACAAUCAAAACAUGAGCAAUAUCUUCAAUGGCUGAGGCACCGCAUGUACACAUCCUCUCAUGAUAUGGCAAGUGAUGGAAGUGCCCAUGUUUGGCCAUGGAAUCCAACAACUCAAGUCUUGCUCUAGAAUAGGGCCUUCUUAGGAAUUGCUCCAAACUCAUUGACAGAUACUUUUUGGUUUGGAAAGUGGUUUUGUUCUUAGCCAACCAGUUUAAAGAUUUAUUUUUUAUUUUUUUUGCCAAUAAUUCCAUGUCUGUUUGGGCACUGAUAUCUAGGGCUCUCUGUUUUAAAAUUUCCUUUGCCUGGGAGGCAGUUAAGAAUAAAUAUUGGGUGGAAGACCCUUGCUGUAAAAUAACUAAAGUUGACUUACCCAGGAUAUGGGCUGAGCUGUACUUACCUGUUCAGCUACACAUAGUCUGGGUAGUCUGUCUGGGUCCAUUGAAUGGAUCCUCUGCCAAUAGGUAAAAACUUUGUUGAAUAGAUGCGUAUGGAGUGAAUACCAGUUUCUGCUCUGAUUGCGGGGGCUGACAUGUUCUUGUCAGUCCCUAGUUUACUUAAAAAUGGGUAUGAACUUGUUCAAGUGAGGUAGCUUUUGUAAGGGCCCACAGUUCACCACAGGUCAGCAUUGGGACUAUUUUUCCCUAAAUACUUGCAAUAUGGGUGUCAAGGUACACCCAUAAUUUAAUUAAAUAAUUAUAAUUAUGUUUAAUUAAUUGUAAUUAAAUAAUUUAUAUAAAUUGUUGGUACUUGCCUCAGCCAAGGGCUGUAUUUGGCCUUAACAAUCUGCAGUUACCCCCUCCUGGCUUAAUAUGUUGAUGGGGCAGAAUUGAAAAAUUAAGGCAAUUUGCUCAU